Messenger RNA from Hydractinia symbiolongicarpus, 1708 nucleotides. RefSeq lists its product as uncharacterized. Gene Ontology annotation, molecular function: oxidoreductase activity. The coding region runs from base 217 to 1632 and encodes 471 amino acids. NCBI's taxonomy places the organism in Eukaryota, Metazoa, Cnidaria, Hydrozoa, Anthoathecata, Hydractiniidae. The transcript is spliced from 5 exons. The record is from RefSeq and is a predicted model, not a curated record.
AUAAAAUAUGUAUUUUAAGGCUCCAAGAUUUUAUAUUAAACAGCUGAGCAAUUAUAUUAAUUACAGCUUUGCAUUUAUUUUGGUACCGUUAGAAAAGGUUUAUUUACACUGCAGAGAUCUGGUAAUAAAGCACGCACAACUAUCAAUAAUAUAUACUAUGUAAAAAAUUGUAGUUUUUGAAGCGUUGAAUUAAAUUUUGGGUUGUUGUGAAUUGUCAUGUUAUAUUUUUUGCGUAUCGUUGUUGUUUUCUCUCUUUUGGGUAAUAAUGUCUACGGGAGAAGAUACGAAGAAGUUGACGUACUAAUUGUUGGUGCUGGUUACUCUGGACUGUCUGCUGCGCUCCACUUCCACCGCAGCAAUAUCACUAAUUUUGUUGUUUUGGAAGCAGAGGAUGACAUUUGUGGCCGGGUUAAGGAAAUUAAAUUCGCUGGUGUAACACUUCCAUAUGGAGCUGGUUGGAUUCAUCAUACAGAGAAGGAUCACAUAAUCCAAAGGCUUGCGUUAAAGUAUAAAUUGAAAACGAGAGUUGACGAUUACAGCUACAAAAACGUGCUCUUCAGAGAUGCUGCCAAUGGAUCUAUGUAUCCACAACAAAUGAUCAAAUCGAAGUUUGCUGACAUACACACAAAAAUGAGGACCAUGGAUACAAUAAUUGAGAACAGAAUCAAAAAUGGUCGCAGUGAUGUUGACUUGAAAACAGGUCUGAGAAUGGCGGGCUGGAAGAUAAAAUCCAACCUCGAAAGGGCUAUUGAAUAUUUUAUGUUUGACUUUGAAAACGGCAUCGAGCCUGACGUUAUAAGUGCAUCAGCAUACAGCUCGACAGGAACUGGAAAUGACAGCAUUGUUACAGACACGAGAGGAUACAGUUAUCCGAUCAGGCAAGAGAUUCUUCCAAUUAGAAAUAAAAUCGAAACUAAAACAGAAGUCAAGUCGAUCACAAGGGUUCCGAGAUUAAAGAACAAAUAUCGAGUUAUCACAGCCAACAACAAGAUCUAUCUUACGAAACAUGUCCUUAUCACUGUCAGCUCUGGUGUAUUACAAGCUGGAAACAUAAAGAUACAUCCGGCUUUGCCAAUUUGGAAAACGCAAGCACUUGACAUGGCUCCAAUGAGUCAUUACUGCAAAAUCAUCCUCAGAUUUUCGAAACAAUUCUGGGACUCAGAUGAGUUUAUUCUGUUAGCUACAAGCUCUCGUGGAAAAUACAGUCACUGGCAAAAUUUCAACAGGCCGAAUUUAGUUCCUGGCAAACAUAUUUUGCUUGGAACAUUGACAGGUGACUUUUGUCAUGACCAUCAAAAGAAGACAGAUGAGGAAGUUAAGAAAGAAAUUUAUAAAGUGCUAAAAAAUGUUUACCCCCAGGCUUCUAUGCCAAUAGAAAUGGUACGCAAUAAAUGGAGUUUAAAUCCACAUUUUAUGGGUGCAUAUUCCUAUCAAGUGACUGGCAUCACUGAAAGCGAUCAUGCAGCUCUAAAACACCCUGUGGAUCAAUCACUUUGGUUCGCAGGUGAAUAUGCUAAUGGGUGGUAUUUUGGUUACACACAUGGUGCCUUUGCAUCUGGAUGGAAGACUGCUGGUGAUAUUAUGAAAUGCAUGAAAGGGGUGUGCCCACCGCUAAAGCCUAUAAGUUGGUAAAACUGUAUUUUGUUGUUUUGGUGAUGAUCUCAAUGUAAAUGUAAAUCUUCUUUAUUAUGGAAAACAGUACCCAUAA